Trichoderma harzianum CBS 226.95 is the source of this 3150-nucleotide messenger RNA. RefSeq lists its product as hypothetical. The record is from RefSeq and is a predicted model, not a curated record. NCBI's taxonomy places the organism in Eukaryota, Fungi, Ascomycota, Sordariomycetes, Hypocreales, Hypocreaceae. The coding region runs from base 1 to 3150 and encodes 1049 amino acids. The transcript is spliced from 3 exons.
AUGGCCUCGACUUCGACUCCAUUUCGAUCUGGCGCUGGCGAUCCACUCAUUGCACGAGCACAAUCAAUUCCCAGAGACGAAGAAAUUCGAGAUUUGAACGAUGACAUGAUUGCCGCCUCAAACACCUUCUUCAGCCCCGACGAUCUCCAACAGCACAUGAGCGCCAUUGACACCGACCAUAUGAAAAACUUCUGGGACGCGCAGGGACUUGUCGCGACCGGACCCUUCCUCGACUCGCCCAACGGCUCCCUUUUUGACGAGGAGUACGAUUCCGGCUCUGCGUCUCCCCGGGCACCCGGUAAAGCAGUAGAUACGUCCAACUUCGAAUUGAGGACGAAUGCUCAUCUUGAUUUGAUGGCCGCCCUUCGCAAGACCGAGAUUUCUCCAUUUGCUCUCGCUGGACAGUCGUCGACCUUUCUUGGAGCCCCUGAAAACACUGGCGCAUCGGAGCUAUUUGAUUUUGGCGGACGCAACGAAGCCGUGACGGACCGGCCGUUCGUUUUCGGUGCUGUCCCGGACGGCUCUGCUGCAGCAGCAUUCGCCACCCCGACCAACAGCCCGAUGAAUGUGGAAUCGCCGAGGUCAGAGAAAUCAGGCCAGCAGCAAGAGAGUUCGCAGCCCACAAUGGCCAUUCCGAGAGGACAAAAGAGAGCGGCGGGCCCAGAGUUAUCACCACACAGCGUCAUGUCCUCCAGACCUUCAUCCGAAGCAGACCAAGAUUGGCCAUUUUUCAUGCCUGACUUUUCGCAGACCGGACAGCCGCCUGCCCAAGAGCAAAUGCACCAAGCCUUGCAACAAGAGUACAUGCAACAAAUGCCAGUUUCCGACAACCCCGUGUUUACCUACACGGGUGAGUAUGGGCUGCACAUCCAGGAAUCUACGCUCAAAUCCCGCGUAGAGACGCAGAUGGCGGUAACCAUGACACUGUCUCAUCUACCUUUUGGCAUCACCAAACUACAUUUGCCUCCCCACACGAUUUCCAAACCUAAACUCAGGGCCAAACCCCUUCCGCAGCCGUCCCCCGAUACGCUGGAGCUGUAUGUCAGCUUGGUUUGCACGACCCCCAUGGAUCAGCCUGAGUUGAGAAAGAAGGCGCUGGAGAGAGCUGCCACGGUUCCUCACGACUAUCUUCCUUCUCAAGAAGAGGCUGAGCACGAGACACAAAAUGGCUGCCAAAUUCGCAUCUGCAAGAAAUGUAUCGAAAGAGAGCGCAAGCGAGCUGGAAGAAAGAAGAACCACACCAAGUCUGACGAAGAGAAAUCCUGGUAUAUGGAUGAAUCGCGCCGCAUCAUUAUAUUCAACACCAAAGAGAUGAAAGAUUGGCGACCCCCCAGCAACGAGAAGGAGAAGGACUCGGAAGGACCAUCGCAAGCAGAGUUGUUCCGACAGUGUCCCACCGCCAUGCAAGUUGUGGUUCCUAUGCGACUCGCAUGCUACUGCCGUCACCAGAAGGAGAAGACGGGCUUCAACGUCAUCUUCACAUUCAAGGACUGGGAAGGCAAGGUCGUUGCACAGGCCAUGUCCGGCUCGAUUAUGAUCACGGACGACCACAAGACGGUGGUCACCUCACCCACGGACGAUGCUCCUGAGCUUGAGCCCCAAGGCCCGGCCAAGAAGAGGAAAGCGAGCACCCCAACCCCUACCAGAGUUCCCCAGGCCUUGACCAUGACGCCCUUGGAUACUUCACCAAACAUGGCUUCCCAAGGCGCUUCCACGCAGGUUACCUCCGCGGUCACCUCGCCCUUCGCUCCUAACCUUCAUUCUUUCCAACAGCCAGAAGCCGUGCUUGGUGCGGUUACCCCCCAGUUAUCGGCUUCCAAUGGGUCCCCCGUAAUGAACUCCAUAACCAACGACCCGUGGUUUGCCCAGCGACGUUCCCAGAGCAUGGACAACUUGUCCAUGGAUAGCUUUGUCACAAACAACUCGGUCAUGACUGGGCUCUAUCCCACGCCAGUAUCAUCCAGCUCUACACGCCCUCCUAGCCCGAGCAGUAUGCGGAGUGCAGUCAACCUGGUGCCACAUAACCCGGUUACCCAAGCCUCGGACGCUGAUCUUUAUUCUCUGGGUGUUGCCGCUAGUAACCCGCCAAGAGCGCAGUCCACUGUCCACAAAAUCAUUCCUGCCGAGGGCUCGCUCAAUGGCGGCAUGGAAGUGACCGUGCUUGGUGCUGGCUUCUACCAGGGACUGGAGAUUUGGUUUGGCGACCACAAGGCCACUACAACUACCUUUUGGAGCGAGGCAUCACUUGUAUGCCUGCUGCCUCCUUCUACGGUUGCUGGCCCAGUUCCUGUAACCUUUGGGCCGCAAAGGGCCGCGGCACCGCUGGGCAUGCAGCCUCCGGUGUUUACAUACAUCGACGACAAUGAAAACCAACUCAUGCGCGCAGCCAUGUCGUUCUUUGGCCGCAGAUUCAUUCCUCCCAUGAACAUGAAUCUCAACCUGCCCAUCUACAACGCUUAUAUUCCAAACCCGCCCAUCUUGCGAAAGGUACAGGAUCUGAUGGCUGCCAUGCCCGCCAUGCCCACCAUGCCCGGUGGCCGCCCAGAUAAUGCAAGCGACGAUGGCACAAAGGCGGACGGGCGCUGGUGGGAUCUCUCGUCGUACAUGAAUACUGCGGCAGCUCCUCCCGCUUAUUCUGACAUCUACCCAGGAAAGGAUGCGGACGCGAAGGAUAUGGAUUCCAAGGCUGUUCUAUCCGUGGCCCGAGCUGCCGCUGAUGCCGAGGCGGAUUUGAAACGCUCCAUCCGCCAUGACGAGUCAGAGUCCUCGGCUGCUGCGGCCGUGUUCCAAUACGAGGACGAGGCGGAGUCAUCAGCUUCUGCAGCCAUGUUCCAACAUGAUGAGUUUGAAGAUGAUGAGGAGGAGGUGGAGUUGGUGAUGAGAGGCAAGGCUCCGGCUGUCGAGCCCCCUGCAAUCCUCGAGAUUGGACGCAAACAUGCCAUCACCAAGGAACAGCAAGAGAACUUCUUGCGAGCCCGGGAACAGAAGUUGAAGAAGAUUAGCAAUGAUCGAAACCUCUUCUUCAUUUGGAUCCCUCUUCUCUUGGUGAUGAUUUGCGCGCUGCUUUACAGCUACUUCCCCGAGCUUUUCCCUUUCAUCUGGGCUUCUAUCAGAGCCAUCGUCCACACCCUGUUUUCUUCACAUUCUUGA